This is a messenger RNA of Gastrolobium bilobum, 1122 nucleotides long. RefSeq lists its product as uncharacterized. Bases 1 to 1122 code for a protein of 373 amino acids. NCBI's taxonomy places the organism in Eukaryota, Viridiplantae, Streptophyta, Magnoliopsida, Fabales, Fabaceae. The record is from RefSeq and is a predicted model, not a curated record. The transcript has 3 exons. Gene Ontology annotation, molecular function: protein dimerization activity.
AUGACUCGUUUUGCCACAUCUUACCUAACUUUGGGGUGCCUCAAUGACAAUAGGGGAGCAUUGAUAAGAAUGUUCUCCUCCAAUGAAUGGAAAUCUAGCCGGUUUGCAAGGACAAAGAAGGGGAAACUUAUUGAAGAUGUGGUCAUGGAUAAGAGAUUUUGGAAAAAUAUUAUAGUAUGCUUAAAGGGCGCUUAUCCUCUAAUCAAAGUGCUUCACUUUGUCAAUUCAGACAAGAAACCAAUGGCGUUCAUUUACGAAGAAAUGCACCAGGCUAAAGAGAAGAUACAGAGUGUCUUCAAUGGUGUCAAAAAAAGUUAUAUGCCUCUAUGGGAUGUCAUUGAUGAAAGAUGGGACAAACAACUCUGUAGACCUUUGCAUGUUGCAGGCUAUUACCUUAAUCCUCAAUUACACUAUAGUCCUGGAUUCAAAGCUAAUUUUGAAGUUCAACGUGGAUUUUAUGAUUGUUUACAAAGGAUAGUGGGAAGUCUUGAAGAAACAACUAAGAUUGAUACUCAACUCGAAAAUUUCAAGAGUCAGUCAAAGUUUUUUGGUAGUGGAUUUGCCAAGAUGGCAAUCGAUACCAAAACUCCAUUACAGUGGUGGGAUUCUUAUGCGUUUGAACAUCCAGAGCUCGAACAAUUUGCUAUUCGUGUAUUAAGCUUGACAUGCAGUUCCUUUGGGGGUGAACGAAAUCGGAAUGCCUUUGAAAUGGUCCACACAAAGAGAAGAAACCGUUUGAAACAAAAGACCAUGAAUGAUGUUGUUUUUGUGAUGGCUAAUUCAAAAUUGGCCAAGAUGAAGGAUGAUGCUGGAAAAACUAUUGAGUAUGGCAUUGAUGAUCUUUCAUCCGAUGAUGAUUGGAUUGUGGAUCAUGAUGAAAGUUCAUCUAAUGAUGAAGAUUUAGAUUUGGACAACUUGGAUUUGGAUACUCCAAAUCAAGAAGACUUGGUUCAAGUCGGGGAGCAUGCUACUGGUGGUGUUGGUGCUCCUCUGGAUGAUAUGGAGAUUCCUAAUUUUGAUGAUGAACCUGAUGGUGAAGAAGAUGCCAUGCAUCAUUUUGGAGAUGAAGAUUAUAUGAAAAAUGUUUUUAAUGACCGUGACUUGAAUGAUUUGCUAGAUUAG